Amoebophrya sp. A25 is the source of this 2065-nucleotide messenger RNA. The record is from the annotation of a GenBank genome assembly. Lineage: Eukaryota; Dinophyceae; Syndiniales; Amoebophryaceae.
AUGACAUCUUUUUCUUCCUCUUCUUCGACAGGAGGCAUAACAUCUUCUUCGUCCUCUUCUUCGACAGGAAGAGUGCGUGAACAGGCCAAUGCACAUCCACAGCAAAUCGUGUAUGCUGUGAUCACAGCUCGUAGAUGCGACGAAAUCGAAAAGCUGUGCGAAGUCAGUCUCGCUCGCGGGAACUUCGCCGAAGUCGCGCAAUGCCUGCUUCAAAAAGUUGCCGCUCGCGAGGCCUGCGCUCUGAGUGGGGGACGAACCAAGGGUGCUGGGAUCGCACGACACGAGACUUUUACUACUACGGUCCGCGACUUUACCAGAUUAGAAGAGGCUGGAGGCGGCGGCUUCGGGUCUCAGCCUCGUGGAGGCUUGUCAUCUAGUACGGAAGCAGGAUCAACAGCUGCCCAUGGCGGAUUUCUAGCAGGUGGAGGAAAGGAGUUGCAGGUCACAGAUGUCGUGGUUGACGAUGGCACACCAGUAGGGAGAAAAUCCACGCCAGUAGGGGGAAAACAGCAGCCGCCCCCGUCAGGAGUUGGCAGUGGCGCCUCGAGUGUCGCUGCGCGUCCAUUGCUCGAGUCAUCAAGUCCGAGUGGUUCGCCUCGGCGGCGGAUGACGUAUUUGUACGGCGACGGAGAUUACGUCUUCCACCUAAUGUUGCAAGAUUGUGACGGGCAGCAGGCUGUUUUUCUAUGUCUCGCGCAUCGAGGAGCAGGACGGCGAGUUCCCUUUGCUUUCUUGGACGCUUUAGCCAACGAAUGCGAGCACCAGGCUCAAAUACUACACCCAGAACAAGUUCGAGCGUUGCUCUCGAAAUACAACAGUUCGGAUGCAGACACCUUGAAGAGGUACUUACAAAAACCUGUGAAGAUGUCUAAUGAUCACACUUCAUCGCGUGAUCCUCAUUUGCUUGUUCUUUUGAGUGAGUUGUAACAGGUGAGUAACCAGGACGCUGACUCAACAAAAACAAUACAAUUGCAAAUCCCUUCUCAGGAUCCGUGCAGAAAUUUGCAAUUUGCAAGAGCUGAUGGUCGAGAACAUCGAUAAGAUUUUAGUUCGUGGCGAAAAAAUUGAGCUUUUAGUCGAAAAGACGGAAGGUAUGUCGGAUGCAGCUCUCGUUUUUCGCCGUGAGGCUGCCGCACUACAGAGGGUCAUGUGGUGGCGGAACUGCCGCGUCGCCGCAAAAAUUGCCGCCAUCAUUGUCGCACUGAUUUUCCUCCUCCUGUGGUCACAUUGCGGAGUCACUUUCCAGCAUUGCUAGACACAAGCUUCGUCGCAUUACCAAUUUUCCCAAGCUGCCAGACCUGAGUAAAGGUGCGGACUGCUGCCAGGCGAAGCGGUGACAGAAGAUGAACGAGACCACUAUUUCUAUCUUCACAAUUAAGUCUUUCUACGAAGAUCGCUACGAAUAGCAACAUCGAUUGCUACGACCAGCAGCUAGUUUCUACGAUUGCUACGACUAGCAGCUUACUACACGAACUACAGCAACAUCUUCAGGGACCACGCAAAUACGUGGGCAUGGCGCGGAACCUUCUUCCGAUUCUGGAGCCAUUUUUCGGUUCCGGCACAUCUCGAGUCGCCUUGUAGCACCGUUGCUGGGUCCCAGUGCGGCUCCAGCUAGCGGGCGCGUGUAACUAGCUACGAACCCUGAGCCCUUUCUAUCGCAAAGAAGAACUGAGCGGACGGAUUCAUCGCAAAGAAGAAGUGAGCGUCCUGCGCUAAUCGAUAGGCGGAUUCAAGAACAAGAGCUGUCCUCCUGGAGCUCACGGGAAGUGGACUUUCAAGCCCAUAUCGCGUAGCUGGAAUCGGAAUGCUGCAUCUUCAACGUGGCCAACAAGAGGUUGAUCAUGCAAAGGAGAACACCCCAUAGGCAGCAGAUUUUGCAAUUUCAAUAUGCACAGUUGUAUUACAGCUAAGCAACUAAGACUAGCCAUUCGUUGCACCAAUCGAAUAUAGAAAUAGAAGGACAAUUCAUGGGGAGAAUCCAUCAACGACUGAGUCCCAAUUUUGCAAUAAUCUACCUCAUUUAGUGAUAGAAAGACCAUUCUGCUAUUGAGGAACUCUCUUCGGG